GCGGCCAUCGGGAAGACGCACAAGUCUCCUCUUACACUCAUCGCGUCCGCAGUGGACGCCAGCACGUACUGGACAGGUAGGCUGAACGAGUACAUCGAGAAGUUACCAGCGAUGCUGCAGCACAGGAAUGCCAUCCAACAUGCUGAAGGCGUUAUCAGGGCGUACAAUCCGUCAGAGUGUGAUUUGGACAAGCUCAUGGGUACACUGGAAAGUCUGGUUGGCGUGGAAGAGGCCAUCCGCACGGGGGGGAUCGACGCGCUGCUGACUAACAUCGCCCGUUCGAUCAAGGAGACGCGUGUGUAUGUCAUGAGGUUGCCGCAGGAGGAGAUGGAGAUUACGUCGAAAUGGUCUAGGGUCGUCGGGGAGGCCAGCCUGUUAUUCCCUAUGGAUUUGUGGGUCGAUGAGUUCAGGACUGAAGCUGCCAACAAACUUGCCUCGUCCAGCAUGUCCGCGAAGGUUUCCUCCUUGGUCUCUGGAUGCGCUGGUCUCAAGAACAACAUGAGGAACAUCACCACGCACGACGCCCGUGUGCCCAUCAUACAGACAGCCAUCGCCAACCUGAAGGACAUCGCUGGUACUACUCCGAUCCCUGGGGAGUAUUUCACGAGCGAGGGUUUGAGCAUCAUCAACGAGCAAUGUGAGGUAUGCGCCACCGUUGCCGCCCACCUUGUGAAGACGUCGGUGCCAUCUUCCACAGAUUCUAGCCUCAAGACGGCCUCGGAUUUCGCGGCGGGCGUGGUCUCGAUUGCCACCGUUGCGAACUCGAAGACGCUGCAGAAGAUGGCGAAAGUCAUCCAGGCUGGCUGUGCCCUUCAGCUGAGCUGCUUCUCCUUCUGCGGUGAUCAUGCAGAUGUGGACGCGAUGAGCAACGACGAGAAGUCGAUGAAGGUGCUGCCCGACAUGAUGCAGGCGCUCGUGGAGAUGCAGGAGUCCCUGGCCGCCCUCGGACAAAGCGAGGCCGAGUUCUACGCGACGAUGAGCAAGGUCAGUGCAGAUGCGAAGGAGUUUAUCGGCCAGGUCACGGCGAAGGGCUCAGAGAAGGCCACGACGAACCUGGUUGCCAUCAACGAGCGCAUGGCGACGCUCGGCAGGGGGCUUCCUGCUGAGCUGUGCGACGAGCUCGAGGGCGAUUGGUACUCGACCUUCACGGGGAAGACGUUCAAGGAGCUGCUCGUGCACGCCGAGGGGACGCUCCUCAAGUGCGACAUCAAGGCGACUAUUGCGGUGCUCGGCGAGGCGGCUCAGGCGCUCAAGAAGUACAAGCAUGCCCUCGGCCAGGCGGUGCGGCCCGUCGAUGACGGGCUGGUGGCGGACACCGCGAAGCGGAUGGGGCAGUGUAAGACGGUGAAGGCCUUGGGGUGCCUCUUGAACAAGUUCAGGGGCCAGUGCGGCCUCGAGGAGUUGAGGGCUUUCGUGCAGGCGGAGAUUCGGGAGUUCCGCCAGAACAGCGGGCUCAAAGAGAAGGAUUGCUUCCCGCCGCUGGUGCUGCAGCGGGUGGUGCUGGCGCUGCAGCUCAAGGCGGAGGAGGCGCUGAGCUGA
Prorocentrum cordatum is the source of this 1539-nucleotide messenger RNA. The record is from the annotation of a GenBank genome assembly. Lineage: Eukaryota; Dinophyceae; Prorocentrales; Prorocentraceae.